Molecule: messenger RNA, 1077 nt
Organism: Physella acuta
Lineage: Eukaryota; Metazoa; Mollusca; Gastropoda; Physidae
Biological process (GO): neuropeptide signaling pathway
Cellular component (GO): plasma membrane
Molecular function (GO): G protein-coupled peptide receptor activity
Source: RefSeq, a predicted model, not a curated record
AUGGCAGACACAGAUGUUUUGGGACAUGAGGAGGAAAUACAGAACUUCGUAAACGAGACAAAAGAAUUCUUGUUUUCCAACUCUUUACUGCGUACUUUGAUCUUUGCUCUAAGCGUCAUCCUCCAUGGGGUGAUAUCUCUAGCAGGCGUCUUGUCCAACAGCGUCAACGUGCUCGUCUUCAUUAGACUUGGUCUCAAGGACAGCAUGAGUGUUGGACUUUGGGCGCUAUCUUUUACAGAUCUUAUAGUAUCUACGUUGCAGUUAGCAUCUUGUGUAUGCUAUUGUGUAGCUUAUGUCUAUCCCAAUAAUCCUAUUAGCCCUUGGUCAAUCGGAAGUUUUAUCUUUGGAUGGGCUAGGUCAGUAGCGUAUUACAUAUCAUGUUGGAUAACUACAAUCAUUGCUUUAGAAAGAUGCUACUGUGUUGUGGCGCCUUUUCUUGUGAAGCUUGUGUUUACAAAAUCAAGGUGUGUUGUAUCGAUCACAUGCAUCUACCUUUUCCACGUUGGAUUGGUGAUUCCAGUGUUUAUCUAUGACCCGUUGGAGUGGGUACCAGCAACUCUUGGUGAAAAAGAUGCCAACGGCAGCCUCAUUUUUUUCAUGCAGUUUCAAACUACUUUCACGAAGCUCGGCGCGAAAUGGGACACUAUCAAUUCAUUAGCUUAUGGAGUUACCCUUUCAUUAAUCUCUCAAGGUUUGCUACUUUUCUGUACCUUCUGGAUGGUCUUCUCGCUGAAAAACUCUUCGAAAAUACGAAAACAUUCAGAAACGAAACAAAACAGAGAAAAUCAUCAAAAUUCGGACAAUCUUUCAGCAAGGGAAAGACGACUUGUUAAAGUUGUAAUUCUACUGGCUAUCAUACAGACUGUUUGCAGCGUUCCCAGGUUUAUGGUCACAGCAGUGUAUUACCUGGUGCCAGGGUUUGUUCUCGGAGCUUACGAUAAUAUAUCGAUUCUAAUGUGGGAAUGGUCUUACAUCUUCAGCAGUGUUUGCUGUGCCAGUAAUAUUCUUGUGUACCUGAAGCUUAACGCUAAUUUUAGGCAAAAAGUUAAGGCGAUGUUUGAAAAUAGUACUUCUUAG